AUGAAUAGAUUUACUAUAAUAACUGAACGAAAGUUGAAGAAAGUCUCAGCGAAAACAAGUGAAAAGAAAAAUAAGCAAAAAAGGAAUUUAGGCCAAAAUUUGCAAAAUUCAAAACAAUGUUUAACGAGAUCAGAUAAAAAACAAUUCACAAUAGAUGAUUUGCCACUUUUAAUUUUGGCUUAUGUUGUUUCAUUCUUGAAUAGAACGGACCAAAGCAGUUUUAUGCAAGCGUGCAAACUUGGCAAAAAGGCGACUCAAAUUUAUUGGCAUUCACUGAAAUCGAUCAGCAUAAAACAAUUGCUGAAACAUACAUUUGAACGUAUUAAUCCUCACAGUUUAACUUCAUUACAUACAACGCGUCAUGAACUCACUUAUAUCUUAACAAUGAUUCCUACUCGAACCAUAUGUUCACUCGAUUUUCGAUUUAUCGUCGCUAUACAUAUAUCUACACUUCAACAUUUCGAGAAAUUUUUUGAAAAAACACCGUAUGAUUUAUUUGGUUCGGUGAAAUUGCUCGACCUGAGAGGAUGCAUGAUAAGUCAUGCAGAAUUGGAAUGGUUUUCUCGAGCUUGUCCUUUUUUGUCGUUUUUAUACAUUACAGAAUUAUCAGUAACACAUGAAAACAGAUACUGA
Dracunculus medinensis (Guinea worm) is the source of this 633-nucleotide messenger RNA. NCBI's taxonomy places the organism in Eukaryota, Metazoa, Nematoda, Chromadorea, Rhabditida, Dracunculidae. The record is from the annotation of a GenBank genome assembly.